Messenger RNA from Siniperca chuatsi (mandarin fish), 1811 nucleotides. It is a transcript of the gene naif1, whose product is annotated as nuclear apoptosis inducing factor 1. The transcript is spliced from 2 exons. NCBI's taxonomy places the organism in Eukaryota, Metazoa, Chordata, Actinopteri, Centrarchiformes, Sinipercidae. Gene Ontology annotation, cellular component: nucleus. The coding region runs from base 382 to 1377 and encodes 331 amino acids. The record is from RefSeq and is a predicted model, not a curated record.
ACUAGCAUGACUACUUUUAGUGAAGAUCUUAAAGAUUUUAAAAAAUAAGGACAAUACUCAUAUUCACCAACUACCUCUAUGAUAAGUGAGAUAACGGUGAGAAUUUUUAUUUGGCUGUUGAAUUACAUAGUUUGUUUGGCUCGUUUAGUGAUUGGCGUUUGCUUAAGCCAAUAGUAACAGAGAAUAUAGCAUGACCGCGAGACAUCCAACCAAUGGGGUGUCCGUGGGCGGGGCUACACGCCCAGCUAACGUAAGCGUUGUUAGUAGGAAGAAGAAGCCGAUUCUGGAAGCCAUUACGUUGCGCACAUCAAUUGAGUAAAUCCUACUAAUUUUGCGUACAAUACGCACAAUUACCUCUCCAAAAGAGGAAUUUCUGCAAUUAUGGCAUCGGUCGCGAAAAAGAGAAAAAUGAAUUUCUCGGAGAGAGAGGUGGAAAUUAUUGUGGAAGAAAUAGAGAAACAAAAGCACACACUGGUUAACCACUUCAAUGCUGGAGUCACCCACAUGGCAAAGAAUAACGCCUGGGUGGAUAUCCUGAAAAAGGUGAACGCUGUCACCACCUGUCCCAGAGAGUUGCCCGAGGUGAAAAAGAAGUGGUCUGACAUGAAGACGGAGGUUCGGCGGAAAGUGGCACAGGCGCGGGCUGCUAUAGAGGGGACCUCUUCUGAAUGCACUCCAGUUCCCGUCAUCCUCACUGCUAUGCAGCAGAGGAUCUGUAACCUCCUGGGGGAGGCCACCAUCAUCAGCUUACCUGCAGGAGACUCGGAUGCUGAGAUAACUUUACCUGUUACAGUGAACGCCGCCACCACCGUCACACUAGCAGAGACUGAAACAACUUACCACACCCUGGAGGACGGAGGCGUGGUGGAGUACUGCACCACCACUGUAAGCGACUCCACUCCCACUGUGGUGGCGGCCGUUGAGGCUCCAGUGGAAAUGCUGGCCUCAUCCUCAGCUUCCCCGCCUCCGCCUCAGGGUCAGGCCAAACCUCAGGAGCUGAAGAGCCGCAUCGCCCUCAACUCAGCCCGCCUGCUGCAGGAGCAGAGAGUCACCAACGUCCACAUCCGACAGAUUGCCCAGCACCUGGAGGGCCAGAAUGAGCUGUUGCAGAUGAUGCGGCGCUCCCAGGAGGCUCAGGCAUUCGCCCAGGAAAGACAGGCCUUGGCGCUGGAAGGUACCCAGGCUGCCCUGCUAGCAUUAGUGCAGAUGCUCAGGCCUGCUCUCAAAGACCUGCGCAAAUUCUUGCAGAGUGGGACUGAGGUUGUAAACCCCAGCAGCUCAGCAGCAGGAGCGACAGCUGAUGGGGCAGGAAUAGAGGAGCAGAGCAGGCCCAAAACCCCUCCACCUACUCCACAGCAAGCCGAGGAGACGCAGUAGACGCUGUGUGUGUGGCACUGCCUCCUGUCUGCACAGAGAACAAUGAAAAGCUUGUCAAAAGUUGCCUUAGGAAGAGCAUGUACAGAAUUUUACUUAUGUUUUAUGAAUUUGGAAAACCAGUCACAGAAGCAUUGAAAAAGUUAUGUUGAGAACAUUAUUUUACCGUCUGCCAUUAAUUAGCAGUGAGUUUAUGUUAUUUAAUACAUUGGAUUUGAUGUUGAAAUGAUGUUUUUAAUGCAAAGAUGCAGGAGGUCAUGAUGUGGGCCGAACAUUUAAUUCUUAGUUUCUUCAAGUCAUCCUGCAGUUGACCCUAAAUGAAGAAUAAGUCUUGUUUUUAAGACCAGUCAGCUGGGGUCCUCAGUUAGUGUGCACCAUGUAUUCAGAACUGAAUAAAAUUUGGAGAAAAUGCCUGUUUUUUCCUACAGGGUGCAUCA